This is a messenger RNA of Salmo salar (Atlantic salmon), 901 nucleotides long. RefSeq names its product fibroblast growth factor 16 (gene fgf16). Lineage: Eukaryota; Metazoa; Chordata; Actinopteri; Salmoniformes; Salmonidae. Gene Ontology annotation, molecular function: growth factor activity. The record is from RefSeq and is a predicted model, not a curated record.
AUGGCGGAGGUUGGGAGCUUUCUAGGGACACUCGACUUGGAUUUACAGAGUUUCCCCGCACUAGGAAGUAUGCCCUUGGCAGAGGCGCCAGCGGGGUUACUGGAUGAGAGGCUGGGACAGAUUGAGGGGAGGUUACAGCGAGGCUCGCUGACAGAUUUCGAGCACCUUAAAGGGAUUCUGAGGCGGAGGCAGCUGUACUGUCGGACCGGCUUCCAGCUGGAGAUAUUCCCCAACGGGACCGUGUACGGGACAAGACAAGACCAUAGCAGAUUCGGUAUCCUAGAGUUCAUCAGUCUGGCUGUAGGGCUGGUCAGUAUUAGAGGAGUGGAUGCAGGACUCUACCUGGGCAUGAACGAGAGAGGAGAGCUCUAUGGGUCGAAGAAGUUAACAGCAGAGUGUGUGUUCAGAGAGCAGUUCGAAGAGAAUUGGUACAACACGUACUCCUCCACGCUCUACAAACACACGGACACCGGACGCUUCUACUACGUAGCGCUCAACAAGGACGGCUCGCCGCGGGAGGGGGGGAGGACUAAGAAACACCAGAAACUAACGCACUUCCUGCCUCGGCCUGUGGAGAUAGAGAAGAUCCCCCAGGCUUACAGAGAUCUGUUCCAAUACAGGUGACCAGGGAUGAGCCUGGGAGAGAGGGAUGAGGAGGAGGAAAGAGAGGAAGAGAGGUGGAUGUUUGGCACUAAGGACAGGACUCAGUACUCCCACUGACCUCGCUCCCACACCUCCAGCCUCACUCCCCCUGUGAAGGUGUUUAUAUGUAUUGCCCCUCCAGCCAAAAGGCCCCCCGUCCCGUUCUUCCGAGGACCACCGACCAGAGAGAUAAACAUAGCUUGUGUUCCUGGACGUUAACACUAUGAGAAGACUGUUUGACCUCAGAGGGGUCAGAGCA